Molecule: messenger RNA, 1153 nt
Organism: Botrytis porri
Lineage: Eukaryota; Fungi; Ascomycota; Leotiomycetes; Helotiales; Sclerotiniaceae
Exons: 3
Coding region: 271-1005 (244 amino acids)
Source: RefSeq, a predicted model, not a curated record
CCCAGAGAUAUUUUUCCGAUUGGGGAUUUAUCAAGCGGGUGAUUACUAUGCAUAUGGAAUCUGAAUAGUCGUGAAGUUUAAAUAGGGGGCGGCUGGGUCUGUAUUCUUAAUCGGUCUCAUCAAAUCAUUCCAGGGGAGGGAUACCGAAGAUUAAAUAUGUAGUUAUAAAGAUCCUACAUAUCCUUUCCUGUUGGCUGUACAAGAAUUUCUUACAUUCGUCGAUCAUUCUCUUUCUUCUCAAUUACAAGGAAUAUCCAAAUAUAUUUCAUCAUGGUUGCCUUCUCGAGAUCAUUACAGCUUUCCUUUUCGGUUUUGGCAUCUACAGUCGUUGCCAUCCCUACACCAUCACAGCUUGAAUCUCGGGCCGUUAUCAAUUCCGAUGCCGUUGUAGGAUUUCCCGAAACCGUUCCUAGCGGGACAGUAGGAACAGUUUAUGAGACAUAUCAACCAUAUCUUAAGAUAGUCAAUGGAUGUGUACCAUUCCCUGCAGUCGAUGCAUCGGGUAACACAGGUGGUGGUUUGGCACCAACUGGCAGUAGCAACGGUGAUUGCAGCAGUAGUACCGGACAAGUAUACGUCCGAGGAGCACAAAGCGGAUCAUACUACGGUAUCAUGUACUCCUGGUACAUGCCCAAAGACGAGCCUUCAACCGGUCUUGGUCACCGUCACGACUGGGAAGGAGUAAUCGUCUGGCUCUCCAGCUCCACCGGCACAACCGCCGACAACAUCGUCGCCGUGUGUCCUUCCGCCCACGGAGACUGGGAUUGUUCCACCGAUGAAUUUUCCCUUUCUGGUACCAGUCCUCUCAUCCAAUACGAAAGUAUCUGGCCGAUCGAUCAUUCAAUGGGUCUUACUAGUACUGUUGGGGGACAACAACCUAUGAUUGCGUGGGAAUCGUUACCUACUGCUGCUCAAACUGCUCUUGAGACGACGGAUUUUGGUUCGGCGAAUGUUCCUUUCAUUCCAUCGGCUUUUGCAAAUAAUCUUGCGGCUGCUACUUUUUAGACUGGAUGUCUUUACUUAUGAAUAUUGGGGCUAUUCUCUGGGAGUAUUCUGGCUUUUACCCCUGUAAUGUUUGAUGUUUGGUAUUUGAUUAAGGCGUUGGGAUGUACUCACGUCACUUCAGUUUAAUGAAAAGUUUAAUUUUUCACCC